This is a messenger RNA of Impatiens glandulifera, 967 nucleotides long. RefSeq names its product UMP-CMP kinase 4. Gene Ontology annotation, molecular function: UMP kinase activity; ATP binding. Bases 177 to 794 code for a protein of 205 amino acids. The record is from RefSeq and is a predicted model, not a curated record. Lineage: Eukaryota; Viridiplantae; Streptophyta; Magnoliopsida; Ericales; Balsaminaceae. Gene Ontology annotation, cellular component: cytoplasm; nucleus. The transcript is spliced from 9 exons. Gene Ontology annotation, biological process: UDP biosynthetic process; 'de novo' pyrimidine nucleobase biosynthetic process; CDP biosynthetic process.
GAAACAGAGGUGCGAUUGCGAUUGCGAUUUGGUGCGACCACAAAUCUCUCUCUAUAUAACUAACGGUGGACAAGCCGAGCUUUUAGCGCCAUCGUGUUUCCUUCUCUGUUCAGAUCUACGCGUUAUAGGAAGCAAUUUCUUUCAUAGAUAGUAAAUCUAAUAUUUGAUUGUCUUUGAUGGGGACUGUUGUUGAUCAAGCAAAGAAAUCAGAAGUGAAUGGAAAGUCACUGGCAGAGAAGAAUGUCACAGUUGUCUUUGUUUUGGGUGGCCCUGGUAGUGGAAAAGGCACUCAAUGUACAAAUAUUGUAGAAACAUUUGGUUUCACCCAUCUCAGUGCUGGUGAUCUUCUUCGAGCCGAAAUUAAAUCUGGUUCUGAAAAUGGGACAAUGAUACAGAACAUGAUCAAAGAGGGUAAAAUUGUACCUUCAGAAGUUACAAUUAAGCUUCUCCAGAAGGCUAUGCUGGAAGAUGCAAAUAACAAGUUUCUCAUUGAUGGUUUUCCUCGUAAUGAGGAAAACCGGGCAGCUUUUGAAUUAGUUACUGGAAUAUCACCUGCAUUUGUGCUGUUUUUUGAUUGUCCCGAAGCAGAGAUGGAAAGGCGUCUUUUGGGUCGCAAUCAGGGAAGAGAAGACGAUAAUAUUGACACAAUAAGGAAACGUUUCAAAGUUUUCCUAGAGUCUAGCUUGCCUGUUAUUGAGUACUACGACUCUUUGGGCAAGGUUCGAAAGAUUAAUGCCGCAAAACCAGUUGAUGAGGUUUUUGAAGAUGUUAAAUCAGUUUUUACCACUAUUUAAAAAGGUGGGUUCAUAUUUUCUACAUGAGGGAUGUAUGAGCUUUAGAAAACCUUUUACAAUAUCUUAUGGUGCCAUAAGAAAGAGUGUGUCUGUUUGUCUACAUGUCUGUCUGUUUGUUACUUUUGCUUUGCAUACACAAUAAGAGAAAUAAAUAAAAUUCCCCCAUUUUAUCA